AUUUCUUCCUUAAAAUCCUAUGAUAUUUAUGGAGGUGCUUUAAAAAGGACCAGUUUUCAAAUGGCUGGUGAUAUUGAAGAACCUUUUAGCCUUAAUUUUCAGGCAGACUCGUGGCAAUCUGGAUCUAUCUCAUUCGGUAGAUUUGAGAAUGAAGCUUUAUGUUGGGAGAGGAGGUCUUCUUUUACACACAACAGGUAUCUUGAAGAGGUCAAGAAAUACUCCAAGCCAGGUUCUGUAACUGAAAAGAAAGCAUAUUUUGAGGAGCGUUUUAGAAGGAGGGCACUUCUAAGCCAGAGCUCAUCCGAUUGGCAGAACGGAACUGAGUCUCAAGCUAGUGAAAUUGAUGGCCCUGAGCAUACAGGUUAUGAAGGGGACUUUGAUCAUGUUAAUGACGUCAGCCUUUCCUCAUGCUUUGUUGAAAAUAAUGAUAGAUUAGCCAACUCACUGAAGAAUGAAAAUCAAGCUAGUGAAAUUGGUGUCACUGAAUGUACAGGUUAUGACGGGGACUUUGAGCAUGUUAAUGAAGUUGGGCAUUCUGCACACUUUGAUGAAAAUAAUGAUAGGUUAAUCCAUUUAUCGAAGAACAGAAAGUAUCAAGCUAUUGAAAAUGACGUAAGUGAGAAUGUGGGUUACUAUGGGGAUUUUGAGCGAGUGAAUGAGGUUGGUCAUUCCGCACGCUUUGAGGAGAGUCUUGAUGGAUCAAAUAAUGGAGACAUCAAAGUCACAGAAUGUGGACCCCAGACUGAACAAGCUACCAACAGUUCCCAUGGUCUUCAAAGUGUUUCUGAACAUCGGGAAGCUGAAGAAAAAUUUCAUCUUGAUGCUGGAAAUUCAACUUUUGAUGAUAAUCCUGUAUCUGAGAUUGAAGUGAAAGAGAAACUAGAGGGCCAAGAUAGCAGUAUGGAGUUUUCAUCAAACUCUGUUGAUCUGUACUCUAAUGCUCAUACCACCGAGAAAGAUGGCAGUGUUAAUUCAGAACCUCAACGAAGUUCAUCUUCGAAGGUGAGGACUGCAUCUCGAUCUAGAGAUACGAAAUCCAGAAUGUUGUCCCAAGUUAAUGUUGCUAGUGGCAAGGGGCCUAUCUCAAAACAAGCAUAUACAGACAUGCCAAAAAAAACAAAUAGAAGGCAUAGUGAUGUUUCUUUGACACAAAAAGGAGAAAAAACUGGAAUAGAAGUUCCUGGCGCUCUCCAUUUGCGUCCAACAUCCAGAACACCAAAAUCAGAGGUGUCUUGCUUUAUACAGGUUUGUUCGGGUUCAAAAGAAAAUGUACUUAAUCAACAGAAGAGCACUGAACAACAACGGAGAGCAAGAAAGGUCGUCGCUUCUCGUGCUUCCUGUACAGAGAAAGUUAGCCAUAGACUACACCAAAGUGUAAACAGGGAUAAGCAGAGUGUAAAUUCAUGUCAACCAGGCGUGAAACAGAAUGGAUCUGGUUUCCUUUUCAAAAGCGAAGAGCGGGCCAGGAAAAGGAAAGAGUUCCUUAUGAAGUUAGAGGAGAAAAUGCACGCCAAAGAGGAAGAAACACAUCUGCUCCAAGCAAGAACCCAGGAAAAGAAAGAAGCAGAGAUCAAACAGCUACGGAGAAGUCUCAAUUUCAAAGCAACUCCCAUGCCUGCGUUCUACCGUGAACCUGGUCGGCGAUCAGAAAAAAUCAAGGAGUUAGCAAAUAAAACUAAAUCAAGUAAAUCACAAAGCAGGCUUUCAUCUCCAGGGGCUAGAGCUACUAGUUCAACAGAGAAUACUGUUCCUUGUUCAAGAGCGGAAAUUAAUAACGGAUGUUCCACUAAUGAACAUCUAAACGUGGCUGAUUCGCCACAGGUUUCAGAAGUAACCAAUCAUGCUUCAGCAGAAUUAUCAGACAGCAGUGUGCCAUCUUCAGCUCCAAUAAGCAAAACUUCCCGCCAGACCCCAUCGAAUAAAGCAGCAACUCCAAAGAGAGUGCAAGAGAAAAGGCAGGUCGUGAAUUCUCCGAGGCCGAGAACAUCAGAUGCGAACAAAAGGAGCAACAGCUUCAAAGCUGAAGAGAAAACAAAGGUAGUUGCGCGAAGAAUAGGAAACGAUAUUAGAAGUAUUGAUUUGAGCCGUAGUACAAGAGUGGGUCGUUUAGCUGUUGGUGUUGCUUCCUAGACACAUCGGCUUCUACGUCUUUUAUGACCUGUCAUGUCUGCAAGAUGGACCAGCAAAGGUAAUCGAUCAUGUAUCUGAGACGGUAUACUUAGUGUGUAGGUUAAUUAGCAUUUCUGUUAGAUAUGCUGUAUGUAAUUAUGUGUAGUUCUGAUAGAUAAAAAUUAUGGACCUCUUUAAGCAGAGUUCUUGAAAGACCACGAAUGCUGUGCUACUAAAGAUUAUCACACUUUCAAUAAAAUGUUAAGUUGCAGUUUAAUUUGUA
This is a messenger RNA of Lycium barbarum (goji berry), 2392 nucleotides long. RefSeq names its product protein WVD2-like 7. NCBI's taxonomy places the organism in Eukaryota, Viridiplantae, Streptophyta, Magnoliopsida, Solanales, Solanaceae. The record is from RefSeq and is a predicted model, not a curated record. Bases 61 to 2130 code for a protein of 689 amino acids. The transcript is spliced from 11 exons.